Rotaria sp. Silwood1 is the source of this 600-nucleotide messenger RNA. The record is from the annotation of a GenBank genome assembly. Lineage: Eukaryota; Metazoa; Rotifera; Eurotatoria; Philodinida; Philodinidae.
AUGACAAUGAAACAUGAUAAAUUAAAACAAUAUUCAAUAAAAAGAAUGGAAAAUGUACCGAAACGUCUUAGAAAAGAAGGAUUCUGUCCAAUACUAAAGAAAUUAUCUGAGAUGGCAGAUGACAUUUCAUUUGACUAUGGUAUUGACAGAUCAAUACGCCAUUUUGCAUGUUCAUGGCAACAAGAAUAUUUUGUUGACAUGCCACAAUCAAUUGGACAAGCUGCCGCGGGUAUUUUGUUAGAAGGUGAAAAACUUGGUCAUAGUAAUGAAGCUCAAUGGAUAGCAAAUUAUUUACUGGAAGACAAAUAUAAAAGUAAACAAGAAAUUGUUGAGCGUUGUAUAGCGUUACAUACUCGAAAAAGUUUUCUAUACAAACUAUUGAACAAAACAUUACGAGAUGAUGAUUUAGAUAAACGUGAAACAUUGGGUACAUUUGCUCAUUUAUUAGGAUACGAAGGAUUAUUUAAUUUACCUGAUGUCUGUCGCUAUUCAAAAACUGUUUUUAGAGCAAUGAAUUUAAGUAUUGGCCAAGUGGACCACAUAACUCAUACAGUUUUGGAGAAAGCAGCUGAUGCCCAGAAGCGAUUUCAUUUCUUAUGA